Molecule: messenger RNA, 1343 nt
Organism: Camelina sativa (false flax)
Lineage: Eukaryota; Viridiplantae; Streptophyta; Magnoliopsida; Brassicales; Brassicaceae
Source: RefSeq, a predicted model, not a curated record
GGAAUAGUCACUGUCUCAUGCGGUCACUGCCAUCCCGAUAUUUUAAAUGCUAUUAUGGAACAGAGCAAGCUACUUCAGCACGCUACGACCAUAUACCUGCAUCAUGCCAUUGGCGAUUUCGCUGAAGCAUUAGCUGCUAAGAUGCCUGGAAAUCUUAAGGUUGUGUACUUUGUAAAUUCUGGCUCAGAAGCUAAUGAGCUAGCAAUGAUGAUGGCUAGGCUUUACACUGGUAGCCUUGAGAUGAUUUCGUUGAGAAAUGCUUAUCAUGGUGGAAGUUCUAAUACUAUUGGACUAACAGCUCUUAACACUUGGAAGUACCCAUUACCACAGGGGGAAAUACAUCACGUUGUAAAUCCAGAUCCAUACCGUGGAGUAUUUGGCUCUGAUGGUUCUCUUUAUGCUAAAGAUGUGAAAGACCACAUCGAGUAUGGUACCUCUGGAAAAGUAGCUGGAUUUAUCGCAGAAACUAUCCAGGGGGUCGGAGGAGCUGUAGAAUUGGCUCCUGGUUACUUGAAAUCGGUUUAUGAAAUUGUACGCAGCGCUGGUGGUGUAUGCAUUGCCGAUGAAGUCCAGACUGGAUUUGGCCGAACAGGAAGUCAUUAUUGGGGUUUCCAGACUCAAGAUGUGGUUCCGGACAUAGUCACUAUGGCAAAGGGAAUUGGAAAUGGAUUGCCAUUAGGAGCUGUGGUGACUACACCAGAAAUUGCGAGUGUUUUAGCUAGCAAGAUUCUGUUCAACACAUUCGGUGGAAACCCGGUUUGUUCAGCUGGUGGACUUGCUGUUCUAAACGUUAUUGAUAAGGAGAAACGCCAAGCACAUUGUGCUGAAGUUGGUUCACACCUUAUUCAACGUUUGAAAGAUCUGCAGAAAAGACAUGAUAUCAUUGGAGAUGUGAGAGGAAGAGGACUUAUGGUUGGGAUCGAGCUUGUGAGUGACCAGAAAGACAAGACACCAGCCAAGGCUGAAACAGCCGUCUUGUUUGAGCAACUCAGAGAACUUGGCAUUCUCGUUGGAAAAGGAGGACUUCAUGGGAACGUUUUCAGGAUAAAGCCACCAAUGUGUUUCACUAGAGACGAUGCAGAUUUCUUGGUAGAUGCAUUGGAUUAUUCCAUCUCCAGGUUGUGAAGAAGGAUAUGAAACAAAGCGAACGAAUAAGGAGGAUAUGAUCGUUAAUCUUAUCAAAAUCAUUCGAACCAAAAUUUAUUACUUGUAGCUUUCAGUAAUGACACAAAAUUUGCUGGUGGUUAACAGAAGUUCUGUUAAAUAAAUCAAUAGCAAAAAUACUGAGAGAUUUAGACCCAUAAACCAACAAAAAUUCAAAAGCAUUUUCUAUGUUGGAUUAA